AUGCUCCGGCUUUUAAAGGACCACGGGUUGAAUUCGAGAGGGGAGGAGAUUAAUCUGGCCGGAGGUGCAGGCUCAGGGACUGAUGCCGGGCCUGAUGGAGCAGGUUCGGGGGAAGAGGGUCCUGCUGGUGGUGGUGCUCAGGGUGGGGACUCAGGCUCGGGGCGUGUUCCUUGGAACGAGGUUCCGUUUGAUAUCCGGAUUCGGUACGAGAUUUCUGUGGUGAAACGUGCACGGCCUAACUUAGACAACAAGGUGGUUGCUGCAGCGAUUACAGCUAAGUACGGAAACGAAACGGGGAUGAACUUUCGGUCGCUGGACAGAAUAAGUACGUUUUACGACAAGUGGUUCGGGAUUGUUACCGCAGCGGUGCCAGAUCCGAACCUGUUACGAAUGGAGGAGGCAUUGGCUGAGUGGGUGAUUCAAGAAGAGGAGCGGGAGAAGAGGGAGGUGACUCGAGAGGAGAUUAUAGCGAAGGCGAAGGAGAUAGGUCCGGGGUAUAAUGUGCGGCCGGGUUUCAGGUAUGGCAGGUCGUGGGCUAUGAGGUUUAUGAAAAGGUUCGGGCUGCUGCUGCUGUCAGAGACUAGUAACGAGGAUGCUGAUAACGAGGAUGGGGGAGGCGCGCGAGGAGAGGGAGGAGCGGGAGAGGAUGGGAUGGAGAAAGGAGACGAAGAGGAGGGAGAGGUGGAGGGAUGGGAUGGUGGGUUGAUCAGUUUUGUGAACAUGCAGAUUCGGACUGCUGAAUGGGCUGCCUGGCAGGUGUUGCAUAAGUCGGCAGGGGGUACAGCAGCGGGACGCUCAAUAUCGAGUACAGGGGUAGGAAGGGAAGGAGAUGAAGGAGGUGAAGGAGUAGGAGGGGGCGUUGUGAGUAUCCCUGAACCUGAUCGAGGAAAUGUAGGAGAAGGGGAUUAUUCAAGGGUAAAUAACCCUUGGUGUGCGGAUCCCUUGACUGAGUUACUAGAAGAAGAGGAGGGGGUGGAUUUAGUUUACAGAACAGGGUCUGGGAGGGAUGGAGGAGGGGCGUUGCACACAAUUGGGUAUGGAGAUGGGGAGAGCGCAGGAGGGGCCUUGGGGGUAGAGGAACGGACGACUAAUGGUGAUCCUGAUAGUGGUGCUGAUGACGAUGAUGAUGCUCAUGCUGAUGCUGAUGAUGAUGAUGAUGAUGAUGAUGAUGCUGAUUCUGAUGCUGAUGAUGCCUGUGGUUUUAGCGGUGCUGGUGCUGCUGAGGGUGUUCAUGCUGCUGUAGCUGCAGCAGGAAUGAGGAAGAGAGGAAGCAAGCGGGUUAGGUGGGAGGACGAUGCUGGUGACGAUGGUGGUGGCGAUGGUGGUGGCGAUGGUGAUCGCGAUGGUGAUGGUGGUGAUGGUGUGAAGAAGCGAAGGCUUGGACAACUCACUUCCGGAACAGAGGCUGUUGCUGUAGGCACAUGCGCUGCGUCCCCAGCCACGGGUGCAGCCACCCCAACCAUGGGUGUGGCCCCACCAGCCACAGGUGCAGCCACCCCAGCCAUGGGUGUGGCCCCACCAGCCACGGGUGCAGCCCCCAGCACACCCACUGGCGUCUCUUCCCGUUUGCCCAUUGUCAUCGGCCUUGCUGCUCCCAACCGCCCCAAUACCCCCACUGCCCCCCACACCACCACCCUCCUCCACCUCCCCUCCCAAGCGCCGCCAGCCACAGGUGCAGCCCCCAGCACACCCACCGGCGUCUCUUCCCGCAUGCCCAUCGUCGUCGGCCUUGCUGCUCCCAGUGAUCCCAAUACCCCCGCCGCCCGCCACACCACCACGCUCCUCCACCUCCCCUCCCAAGCCGCCCCGGCUUCCCGAACCACAGACCCGUUGCACUCCUUUCAGGGCGGCCUAGCCGCCCAAGCCGCCCAAGCCGUCCAAGCCCAAGCCGCCCGAGCCCAAGCCGUCCGAGCCGCCCAGACCACGCCUCCCCCACAUCCCUCCAAAGCGCCGGCCAAGGAGGGGAAGGAGCGCCGGCCCCGCCAUUCCGUGCUGAACCCGGGGCAAAGGCGAGCCUUCUGCCUCGUGCAACGGGCCCUGCCGAACCUGCGCCAAGCCUACCUCGCCAGAGCUGCGCUGCCGGCUUGGGGCGUGCAGAUAUACAGCGCCACUAUAUCGUACAUAGUAAGAGAUAGGUGGUGGUGGAUGACUAUUCCCCGGGGGAAAGAGCAGGAGAUGAGCAGAGUGCCGGGGAAGGCGUGGAGGAAUAUGGGGAAGAAGAAGAAGAGGAAGAGGAGGAGGAAGAAGAAGCGGGUGGUUGGAGCGGGGGUGGGGAGGUGGGCGAGGUUGGAAGAGGCGUUGGGGCGGUGGUUUGAGGAGAUGGGGGCGGAGGAACUGGUUUGCCGGGGGAGGAUUAGAGAGCGGAGAUUGGUGCUGGAGGAGCAGGGGGAGGAUGGGGGGAAGGAUGGGGGGAAGGAUGGGGGGGCAGCUCAGAAGCGCCCGUUUCCUGUGUUUCUGACGCUGGAAAUGGUUUCUGACAUGGGGAGGAAGCUUGGGCCUGCUUUAGGCGUUUCGAGUAACUUUAAGUACGGAAUUGGGUGGGCAGAAGCGGUGGUGGCGCGAUAUAGGGUGAAGAAGACCGGGGUUGUUGGGGGAAUUGAGGGAGCAGGAGGAGAGGGGGCAGGGGGAGAGGGGGCAGGGGAAGGGGGACUGAGGUGGGAGAAUGGAGAGGGAGGGGAGGGGGAGCGGGGGGAGGGGAAUGAGGAGGCGGAGGAGGAGGAGGAGGAGGACGAGUCAGAUGGGGAGGAGGAUGAUGAUGGAAGCGACGAGGAAGAGGGAGAGGGGGAUGAAGAGGGGGGCGAGCAGGAGGGAAACGAGGAAGGAGGGAACGAGGGGAACGAGGGGGAAUGUUGGGAUCCGGUUGUGUUGCAGAGGCGGUUCGAGGAGACCCUACGUUCAGCUGCAUACAGCAGUCGAGAAGAGGACCCGUACGCUCUAGACCAGUGGGUGGAUGAUCCAGAUGUAUCAAGCCUUAUGAGGGCAAUUUUGGGGCCGGAUUGGCUUAGUAAGUACCACGGUGGUGCCACUGGCUGCGGCAUUUACCUCGAUGCUGCUGGUGCCAGCAGUGCUGCCCCUGCCGCUGCUGCUGCUGCUGCUGCCACUGCUGGUGCUGCUGCUGGUUUCAGCAGUCCUGCUGCUGGUUUUGCUAUGGGUGGGCAUGGGCAUGGCAGUGGGUUUGUCAGGGGGAGCCUGUCGUCCCUUGCGUCGCCUCUCAUGCACUGCAUGCCCCUCUCGGCAGUGCCCAUGGUGCAGCAGAUGCAGCAGAAGUAUGCGCAGCAGCAGAAGCAGAAGCAGCAGCAGCUGCUGCAGGCACAGCAGCAGCAGCAGCAGCAGCAGCCAGUCAAUGCAUCCCAGCAGCCACUAACCAAAGAACAAGAAGAACCUCCUUCCCCCACCUCCACCUCACCCACCUCGCAUCCCCCCGCCCUAUCUAUCGUCCUUGCCCUCCCCGCCGCAAAUACCCCUGCCAUUAUCACCCCCGACAACCACUCCUCACCCCCCUCGCACCCCUCUCAACCCAGCGAAACCACCCCAACUCCCGGUGUGCGCAAGCGGAUACAUGGCCCCCCUCUGCCCGUGCCGCUCCGCCGCUCCUUCCAAAUGACCACGCACCAAAAGCGGGCGCUUUGCCUCGUCAUACACUCCGUUCCGAACCUCUCCAGCUUGUUCCUUGCCAAGGCUCUGCUCCAGGCUUGGGGAACGCCCGUGUUCGAGUCCAUGGUUCGGAAAAUCAGGCAGCACGGCGAUUGGUGGAUGAAUAUUCCAAAAGGGAAGGAGGAGGAGUUUAGAGUGAGAGGAAAGCGGUGGGAUUGGAAGAAGAAGAAGUAUUAUGCGGUGGAGGGUGGUGUGGAUGGGCGGGUGCAGUGUGUGAGGCUGGAAGCGGCGCUGUUGAAGUGGAUUGAGGCGAUAGGAGCGGGGGAGUUGGGGCAGCAGAGGUUUCACGGGCAGCAGAGGUUUCACGGGCAGCAGAGGUUUCACGGGCAGCAGACCCCAUGGGGCGGCGAUGAUGAUUCCUGGCCAGAAGAGCUCCCAGACAACCGCCCUGAUUCUCCUGACUCCCUCAAUGCUGUUGACUCUGUUGACUCUGCUGAAGCGCUUGAUGCUCUUGAAGCUAUUGACUCUCGUGGCUUCCCUUCCUUGCCGCUGCCGCCUCAAAGCAAGCCUCCUCCUCCUCCUCUGCACAUGUCUAUGCAGCGCCAACAAGGGGCAUGGGGCAGGGAUGGGUCCUGGCCUGGUGCCUUUGACCGUACUUCUCCCAUGACUGCUGUGAACGCCACAGCACAGCAGAGGGAGGGGUUUUCGGGCAAGGAUGGUUCAUGGGCAGCGGGUCUUCCUGCACCUCGUGCUACUGGCUUCUCUGGUUCUCAAGCCGCUGGUAAUCUUAGGCUUCGUGUUCCCCCCGGUUUCCCUGGCUCCCGUGCUGCAGACCCUCUUGCCCCUCGUGCUGGCUUCCCUGGUGCACAUGCAGCUGACCCUCUUGCUCCUCGUGCUCCUGAAUUUCGAGGCACACGUACCGCUGCUGACCCUCUUGCUCCUCGUGCUCCUGUCAUGGGUUCGGAGGAGUGGCAGCAGAGGCUGCAGGGGCAGCACAGGUCGACUUUUGAGUCGACUCAAAAUUCAACUAUUGACUCUCGUGCUGCUGUCAUGGGCUCGGAGCACUGGCAGCAGAGGCUGCAGAGACCAUUAGGAGGGGUUGGUUCUUGGGCAGGUGGUUUCACUGCCGCACCAUCCCUUGGUAACGGUCUCAACCGCUCUCCACCCAUGCCUGGACACGCUUUCUCUGGUCCCCAAGCAGCUGGUCUCACUCCCAAUGCGGGCCCUGCUGGUCCCACCACGCGUGGCAAGCGCUUGCCAAAGUGUGCGGUGAGACAGGAUCAGAGAGGAGGAGGUGGUGGUGGAGAGUGGAUGGGAGGGCUGCCUGGCGGCACUGCUGCUUUUCCUUACUCCUCUCGGAACGCAUCUGGGUACUUGUAUGAGCGGGGAGAGAGGGCAUUUGGUGGUAGUGAGUGGGGGGAAGGAGCGGGAGGAGGGGUUGGAGCAGUGGGAUGGGGAGGGGAAGGAGGAGGGGAAGAUGGAGGACCAGACUACGGGGUUAGAGGAUUGGGUAAUGAGAAAAGGCAGGGAAAGAAGAGGAGGGUGGUAGAGGAGGAGAGAGUGAGAGAGGAGAGAUUGGGGAGGAAGGAGAUGGUGAGAGAGGAGAUGGCACGAGAGGAGAGGGUGAGAGAGAAGGUGAGAAGGUCAGAGGGCGGUCGAAGUCUGGAAACAUCUCAGUCGAAAAAAGCACUUCAAAAGAAGGGAAGGAGCGGAGCAAAGACGGGUAUUGAUUCAGCUGGUACACAGGCUUUUGAGACGCCUCAAAAGCAGGCUGAAAAGCGGUCUAAGAAACGAAACGCUUCCUUUCACACUGCAUGGGCCAUGCUGGUUGGUGGGGGCGCUGCUGGGGAGACAAAAAAAAAUGCUGAGGGUGGAGUUGAGACGACUGGAAACACCAUGCAGGCUGGUGGGGAUGCAGGAGGGGAGACGGAUGGUGUGGGGAGAGAAACAGAGGGACAGGCUGGAGGGGAUGGGGGCGAGAUGGGCGGCAGUGACGGGGAGCGGGGCGGCGGUGACGAGGAUAGGGGCGGCGGUAGCAGGGAGAGGGGCGGCAGUGACGGGGAGAGGGGCGGCAGUGACGGGGAGAGGGGCGGCAGUGACGGGGAGAGGGGCGGCAGUGACGGGGAGAGGGGCGGCAGUGACGGGGAGAGGGGCGGCAUUGGAAGGGAGAGGGGCGGCAGUGACGGGGAGAGGGGCGGCAUUGGAAGGGAGAGGGGUGGCGGUGACCCUGUCUUGAUGACUCACAAUGGCGGGGAAAAUGGAGAUGAAGGGGAGAGAGGCGGUGGGGAAGGGGAGGGUGAUUGUGGGAGAGGGGACAAGGAUGGUGGGAGAAAGGAGCGUAGCCGUGCGGGAGGGGAAAUUGAUAGCAGUGGAGGGGAUAAAGAUGCAACUGGGGGUUUAAAGAGUGGGAAGAGGAAUGGGGGAGAACGGGGUGGUAAUAGGCAGGACAACGGCGGGAAUGGGCAGGAGAGCGGUGGGAAUGGGCAGGAGAGCGGUGAGAAUGGGCAGGAGAGCGGUGAGAAUGGGCGGGAGAGCGGUGGGAAUGGGCGGUCGAGGGGUGGGAAGGCAGAGGUGAAUGAGAUAUUGGUGAAGGAAGAGGAUUUGAGUGGUGGUUCUAGCAAGAGGAGUGAGAGUGAGAGUGAGGAGAAUUCUAGAGAAAAAGUGGAGGUGAGGAGAAGGAGAGUGAGAGGCAGGAAGAAGAAAGGAAAGAAGGGCGCGAGUGAGAGUGAGGAGGAUUCAGAUGAUGAGGAGUUAAGAAGAGGGGGGAGAAAGGGGAGGAGGCGAGGGAAGAGAAGAGGAAAGAGGAAAGGUAGCAAGGGUGAGGGUGAGGAUGAGAGCGGGAGUGAGAGUGAGGAGGAUUCAGAGGAUGUAUUGGAGGCGAAGAGAGGAGAGAGAGGAGGGAAAGGAGGGAGGAGGAAGGAUAGGAAGGGCGAGAGUGAGAGUGAGAGUGAGAGUGGGAAUGAGGGUGAGAGUGAGAGCGGGAGUGAGGAUGAUUCAGAAGAUGUAGUGGAGGUGAGACAAAGAGUGAGGAGACAAGGGAGUAGGAAAGGAAGAAAGGGGAGGAAGAGGGAUGGGAAGAGAGGAGGGAAGAAGAGGCGGAGAGCGCGGGAGAGAGGGAGAGACGAUAGGCGAAGGGGAAGGAAAGGGAGAACCAGAAACUCAAGUGAUGAGGAUGGUGAUGGUGAUAGUGAUGACGGCGAUAGUGAUAGUGAUGACGGCAGUGCUAGUGAGAGUGAUGAUAGUGAAAGUGGAAGCGAUGAUAGUGAUAGUUCUAGUGACGAUAGUGAUAGCAGUGAGAGUUACAAUACUGAUUCAAACAAAGAGGAGGAGGAGGGAGAGGUGGAUGAUGAUAGAAAAAGGAGGAGGAAGUAUCCCGGACAAGGCAGCAGCACAGGAGUAGCAGCAUCCUCUGCAGUGGUCGAGGCUCUGGUGGCGCAGGCAGCAGCGCAGGCUGCAUCUGGGGCAGGCUUACCUCUUCCAACCUCAUGGUUUCAACCGGUGCUGCUGGGUUGGGAGGUGCCGGUCUAG
Messenger RNA from Closterium sp. Naga37s-1, 7122 nucleotides. NCBI's taxonomy places the organism in Eukaryota, Viridiplantae, Streptophyta, Zygnematophyceae, Desmidiales, Closteriaceae. The record is from the annotation of a GenBank genome assembly.